GAAACUCAUCCAAGAAGUCCUUGCGAUUUCUUAAACUGUCAGUUUGAUCAAAGAAAAAUUCGCCACCAUGUCCAAAUCCAAAGUGACCGUCUACUUCUUCACGAACGGCCAACCGUUCAAGCCGCCGCACAAGGUGACCAUCCCGCGGCACAAACUCGAGGAGAACCAGAUCGUCGAGCGGAUCAACCGGUUGCACUACUACAAUGGUUACGUCGUCUACACCCUGUUCGGGGAGGUUCUCCGCUCGGUGCAGGAAAUCCACGACGAGUCGGCGUUCGUGGCGGUACCGCGGGAUCAGUGCUUCCAGCCGGGGCCGUACGCGAAGGUGUUUCGGGACUAUGCCAACACUAAGCUACCAGUAAUCGAAGAAUCGAAAAAGGGCAAAAAGAAGAAGGCUUCAACGAAACCGCUCGGCACCAGCUACGGCUGCAAGGCUCCUGCGCCGCGAAUGGCCAAGGAGGUUCGCUUCUGUCCGGGAUGUCGUCACGUAGCGGUGGACACGCGCUGCAAGCACUUUGGCGCGAAGCGUACCCGCAACAAACAGGACGCGUGCCAAUGUCGGACGACGGAUCCCCACGGCGAGUGCGUUCCGAAGCCGGUGCGACCGCCGCGGAAGGUUCGCCGAGAGCGGCCGGGUUGGUCCUGCUGUCGGAGGAAGCCCAAGAAGAAAGAGUACGUGGUCAAGCUGAGGAAGCGGGAUGUGGAACGGCUGGAGGAGCUGGAAGCGGCCAAGAAGGACAGGCCGAAAAGCGCUGGAAAGCGGACCGGAUGCUGCGGGAAGAGACCUACCCGGGAGGAGCACUACCGGAAGAUGAGGGAAAAGAUGGUCAAGCAACGGAAGCUGAGGCUGCAGAAGGAGCAGAAUCGACGGAAUAAAGAGCUGAAGGAGGCUCAGAAUAGGAUCAAGAGUCGCAGGAGAAGGCAGCGAUGUAUGGCCCGGUGUUGUCCGUGCUGCGUGAAGAAGCCGGAACCGAUCUGGAGGCAGCCCCCGCCGCACAACUGCGUUGAGCAUCUGCGGAAGGCUCGAGAGUACGCGAUUCGACGCCGGAGGGCGCUGCAAAUCCCGGAACAGACCUCGUGGGAAAGCGUUACGUUCCCGCCCAAGUUUCGGAAGAAGAUUCGUGGUACUCAGGUUACGAAGGAGGACCUCAAGAAGGCGAAGAAGGCUUCCGGCGGAGGUUGGAACUGUUUCCGACGCAAGAAAAAGACGGUUCAAUUUGACGAGGAAGAACCUCCUUGCAGUUCUUAGAU
Culex quinquefasciatus (southern house mosquito) is the source of this 1251-nucleotide messenger RNA. RefSeq lists its product as uncharacterized. The record is from RefSeq and is a predicted model, not a curated record. Bases 68 to 1249 code for a protein of 393 amino acids. The transcript has 4 exons. NCBI's taxonomy places the organism in Eukaryota, Metazoa, Arthropoda, Insecta, Diptera, Culicidae. Gene Ontology annotation, biological process: intracellular signal transduction.